Molecule: messenger RNA, 616 nt
Organism: Drosophila serrata
Lineage: Eukaryota; Metazoa; Arthropoda; Insecta; Diptera; Drosophilidae
Gene: Sumo
Product: Small ubiquitin like modifier
Molecular function (GO): protein binding
Source: RefSeq, a predicted model, not a curated record
UCGAUAGUGUCAUCUUUCGACAACCAUUUUGGCGUGUGCAAAAGGGAAGCCGACGAAAAUUUCAACAGCAAGCAGCCGAGUAGGAAGCGUUGAGAAAAGCAGCACGCCGGCAUCACAGCAACAACUUUUACGGACAAGCGCUAACGCAACUACGAAAAAAACAUGUCUGACGAAAAGAAAGGCGGUGAGACUGAACAUAUUAAUUUGAAAGUCCUCGGACAGGACAAUGCCGUCGUGCAGUUCAAGAUAAAGAAGCACACACCUCUAAGGAAACUUAUGAAUGCCUACUGUGACCGUGCCGGGCUUUCCAUGCAGGUGGUGCGCUUCCGUUUCGACGGUCAGCCCAUCAACGAGAACGACACUCCGACCUCGCUGGAGAUGGAGGAGGGCGACACUAUCGAGGUAUAUCAGCAGCAGACUGGUGGCUCUAUAAAUAUUCUUAGUUAAGUUAGUUACAGAAGAUUUUAUAUUAACACGAAAACAUGAUCCACAACACGAAAAAUAACAACAGAAAGAUUUAAUGUAAACCAGAGUACUCCUCGUACUUGAGAAAAACAUUGUUCUGUACACAACACAAAACAACAUUAAAUAAACAAACUAUUGUACGAAAUGGGAA